UGCAGAAUUGAGCAUCGGUCAGCGUGCUCCGCUGUGGUAGGCCACGGCCGACACGUUGGAAUGCACCACAGGACUCGAACGCUCCAAUUUGGGUCUUACGCUUUCGCGGGAUCAUUAGUAGAGAUACUGCUGACCAUUACUCACGGUGGCUGUGUUUGCAUACCAUCCGAAGAGCAGCGAAGAAGUGAUCUAGCCUUGGCUAUCUCUAGGAUGAGAAUAAACUGGGCAUUCCUCACUUCAACUGUCCUUGAUCUCCUCAGGCCUGAGGCAGUGCCAUCACUAACUACAUUAUGUGUCGGUGGAGAACCAAUACGAAUCUCUCAGAUCGCACAAUGGGAAACCCGAGUACACCUGCGGCAAACAUACGGAAGCAGCGAGAUGUCUGGUGUUGUCUCAUCCCUAAGACUAAAUAAUACGUCCUCGACCAAGGAUGUAGGCCGAGCCAGCACUGGCAUCUGCUGGAUUGUGGAUCCAAAUGACCACAGCAAGCUUGCUCCAAUUGGAGCCGUUGGCGAGGUGCUCAUUGAAGGAGCUAUUCUUGGCCGGGAGUACAUUGACGAGCCAGACAAGACAGCCUCUACUUUUAUUGAAGCUCCAGCAUGGAGAGGCUCCUUUGGAGCAAACAUAAACCAACCACGUCUCUAUAAGACCGGAGACCUGGCGAGAUACAAGCAAGACGGGUCAAUUGAGCUGCUGGGGCGAAAGGACAACCAAGUGAAGCUGCGCGGGCAGCGUAUCGAACUAGAGGAGAUAGAGCAUCAAGCCAAGCUUGCAAGCACAUAUGUGAAGCAGAUCGCGGUUGAGCUUAUCCGGCCUCAGGAGGAUGAAGAUGGUAUGCUGGCUUGUUUCAUUGUAGUCAACGAUAGUACGGAUCCCCCCGCACACGAGGACGAAGAACAAGCUGCGCUGCGAACGCAUACACAGAACGCCAUACAAGCAGUGCAGGCUAGGUUAGAGGAAUGGCUACCACAGUACAUGGUACCCUCCGUGUUCAUUCCGGUACCAGGUUUGCCGGCGACCUCAUCAAGGAAGAUUGACAGGAAGCGAUUGCGAGAGAUUGGAGCCUCAUUCUCAGCCCAACAACUGGCGGAGAUGCGGGCAAUAAGCCAAGGGCCGAAGCGGCUGCCAUCGACGCAGACGGAGCAGACGUUGCAGCAGCUGUGGGGGCAGGCACUGCAGAUCGAGCCCCAGAGCAUUGGCCUGGACGACAGCUUUUUCCGUCUCGGCGGUGACUCGAUCAUGGCUAUGGAGCUAGUCGGCGAAGCUCGCAGGAUAGGAAUGCACCUGAGCGUGGCUGACAUAUUCCGCAACCCUACACUCGCUGACUUGGCUAGCUUAGACUACAGCCACAGUGGCAAUACUGCCGAAGAUAUCCUUCCCUUUUCUCUGUUGGGUGAAGAGGUGGACGUGGCCACCGUCCGCAAGGAAGCGGCCGUCAGCUGCGGCGUUGAUGCAGGCCUCGUCGAGGACUUGUACCAAUGCUCGCCGCUGCAGGAAGGGCUGGUGUCGCUGACGUCCAAGCGAGCGGGCGACUACAUCAUGCAGAGCGUGCUGGAGCUACGGGAUGAGAUAGACGAAGAGACUUUCCGAGCUGCCUGGGAGUAUGUCUUCCGCUCAAUGGCAGUGUUGCGUACCCGGAUCGUGCAGAACAGCAAACUUGGUUUGCUACAGGCCGUGAUAGCAGAGGGUAUCCGGUGGCGCGAGGCAGAAGAACUAGAGGAGUACCUUGAGAAGGACAAGUCAGUGUCCAUGGGGCUCGGCGAACCCCUGACACGCUACGCCAUUGUCACAGAAAGGAAAGAAGAGAAACGCUGGAUAGUGUGGACAAUUCACCACGCGUUGUACGACGGCUGGUCGCUCCCUCGAAUCAUAGAUGCGGUAACUAAGGCGUACACCGAGGGCAUGAUAGAACCGCAGCCUAGCUUUCACGCCUUCAUCAAAUAUCUCAACCAGCAAGACCAGGAGAUCACGGCGCUGUAUUGGCAGGACGCUCUCUAUGGCUGCCAGGCAACACUAUUCCCGCCCCUACCGUCAGCGGUUCAGCAGCCGGUUGCGGAUGCGAUGAUAGACUAUCAAUGCCCUCCACUUCUCAAAGCACCAUCAGACACGACGACAUCGACGCUUGUCCGCGCCGCUUGGGCCAUCGUCGCUAGUCGAUACACGAACUCGGAUGAUGUGGUGUUCGGCACUACAGUCACAGGACGUAAUGCUCCUGUUGAUGACAUUGAAGCCAUGAUUGGGCCUACUAUUGCAACCGUGCCAGUGCGAGUGCGAGUGGCUGGUGAUCAGACUGUAUCUGCCUUCCUCCAGGGAUUGCAGCAGCAGGCGACGGACAUGAUCCCGUACGAGCAGACAGGACUGCAACGGAUUGCCAAGAUGUCAGCAGAUGCGCGGCAUGCUUGCGGUUUCCAGACAUUGCUGGUUAUACAGCCUAUAAACGAUGCGCCUGGCAGCGAUCGGGUGCUAGGAGAGUGGCAUGACCACUCCGAGCCGCAAGACGUCUCGACCUACGGGCUAAUGCUGCAGUGCACGCUGGCGGCAGACGGGAUACGCAUCACAGCAAGCUUUGACAAGCGCGUGGUGGAGGAGUGGCUAGUCAAGAAGAUAUUGAGCCAGUUCAGCUUCAUCAUGCAACAGUUGGCCAAAGCACAACCAGGCGACAAGGUAGCUAACAUGGACCCGCUCACGCCGGAGGAGAGAACAGAGUUGUGGGCGUGGAACCACGAAACUCCAGCAGCGAUAGAACGGUGCAUUCACGACCUGUUCGCAGAACACGUCCAGGAACAGCCCGACGCGCCCGCCAUCUGCUCGUGGGACGGCGAGUUGACAUACGACGAGCUGGAUGCGCUGUCCACUAGACUGGCAAGCCACCUCGUUGGGCUGGGUGUCAAGCCAGAAGACAUUGUGCCACUGUGCUUUGAGAAGUCCAUGUGGACCGUGGUCGCGAUGCUAGCGGUGCUCAAGGCGGGCGGAGCAUUUCUCCUUCUUGACUUAUCUUUGCCCCACGAACGUCUGAAGUCGAUGUGCAGCAGAGUGUCUGGUACUCUUGCCCUAGCAUCCCAAGCUGCAGUACCAGUUGCGGAAAGCUUGAUUCAAUGGUGCAGCUCGCUCAACACGCUUCUCGGACCGCCACAGUACAACCCACAGAUACGGCCUAUGUUAUCUUCACCUCUGGAAGCACAGGAGAACCAAAAGGAUGCAGAAUUGAGCAUCGGUCAGCGUGCUCCGCUGUGGUAG
This is a messenger RNA of Lindgomyces ingoldianus, 3237 nucleotides long. RefSeq names its product acetyl-CoA synthetase-like protein. Gene Ontology annotation, cellular component: cytoplasm. The annotation marks the transcript as partial. The record is from RefSeq and is a predicted model, not a curated record. Gene Ontology annotation, molecular function: catalytic activity; phosphopantetheine binding. The transcript has 2 exons. Lineage: Eukaryota; Fungi; Ascomycota; Dothideomycetes; Pleosporales; Lindgomycetaceae. Gene Ontology annotation, biological process: amino acid activation for nonribosomal peptide biosynthetic process; secondary metabolite biosynthetic process.